CCUCGCGCGGGUCACGUCCCCGACCUGGGCCUGGCUUGGCCCCUCGGGCGUUCAGUUCUGAAAGCCCUCGGGCCUCAGGCCCAGGCGAGGUAUCCGGGAGGGAGCGGGGACGGAUGGGCCAGCCCUCCCGCGGCGGAGGCGGGGCAGGGUUGCGGGCCCGCGGGGCGGGGCGGCCCUGCGGAGGCCGGACUCGCAGCAGGACCCGGCAGAGGCUGCACACGGGACGCGAGGUCUGAGCGCCCCGCGUCUCACAGCUGCCUCGCUUUCAAGUGUAAUACUCAGCGGGGGCCCCGACUCAGGCCAGCCUUGCGGAAAGAAGGAACGAAGAUGGGUGCUCCUUAAGUGGAGGCAAGCAGCCUGGACCGCGACCUCUGGGAGAGCAUGGUGACCCCCUGGCGCUUCUCUGUCAGGGUCUGCUUGUCGCGUCUAAGGGGCGUGGAGCUCACAAAGGACCUCGGCCUUCUGAGACCCUCUGGGUGCUGUCGCAAGGCGAGACUCUGUUGGCUUCUGCUUGGCACUUUGCCCAAACUCAUCUCAGCCUCUGAGGACAUUGGCAAGGGGGCCUCCGAGAGCUUGUGUCGGCAAAGGACCAGUUGGGGUGACCUGGCUGAAAACGGGCCACUGGAGAGAGUCGCCCCGGAGCAGCGGCUAGGCUGCCUCCUUCUGCACUUGCGGAUCUGGCUCCGGGCGGGGGCGCUCUUGGUGAAAUUCUUCCCCCUCCUUCUACUCUACCCCCUCACCUACCUGGCUCCCAGUGUCUCCAGGCUCUGGCUCCACCUGCUUCUGAAAGCCACCGAGACGUCCGGUCCAACGUACAUCAAACUCGGCCAGUGGGCCAGCACCCGGCGUGAUCUCUUCUCAGAGGCUUUCUGUGCGCAGUUCUCCAAGCUGCACGUCCAGGUGACGCCCCAUCCUUGGACCCACACUGAACACUUCCUACGGCAGGCCUUCGGAGAGGACUGGGGGAGGGUCCUUUGCUUUGAGAAGCAGGAGCCUGUGGGUUCCGGCUGCGUGGCCCAAGUGUACAAAGCACGUGCCAAUCCUGCCUUCCUGGAGAAUGACAGCAUCCGGAGACUGGCCACAGCCUCCAGACUGCAGCUUUCUUCGGAAGCUGGGGAAGUCCAGGGGCUGAGAGAGCUCCUUGGACACUUGGGGAAGGCGUGGAGGCCUCAGGGAAGUCUUGCCGACCAGUCAUUUCUAGAAAGGCUGCUCUUCCCUAAAGCUGACCUGGUUGGAUCAAAUGCAGUCUUCUCUCAGGCUUCGGGACUGGCCCAUGGACCACAGCCAGAUCACCUCAUCCCUGUGGCCGUGAAAGUGUUGCACCCUGGCCUGCUUGCUCAGGUGCAGAUGGACCUGCUGCUGAUGAAGAUGGGCAGCCGAGUCCUCGCACUUUUGCCAGGAAUCAAGUGGCUCAGCUUGCCUGAGAUUGUGGAGGAAUUUGAGAAGCUCAUGGUGCGACAGAUCGACCUGCGUUACGAAGCUCGGAAUCUAGAACACUUCCAAUGCAACUUCCUGAACGUGAACUCUGUCAAAUUCCCCACCCCUCUGCGUCCCUUUGUCACCAGGGAUGUCUUGGUGGAAACGUAUGAAGAGAGUGUGCCUGUGUCUAGUUACCAGCAAGCCGGGAUUCCCGGGGACGUGAAGAGGAAGAUUGCGCGGCUGGGGAUCAACAUGCUCCUGAAGAUGGUAUUUGUGGACAACUUUGUCCACGCGGACCUUCACCCUGGGAACAUCCUGGUCCAGGGCGCCGACGGUCUUCCCAAGAGCCAAGAGGCGCAGCCUCAGCAGGUAGAUGUCUGUGACGCGCUGGCAGUGGCUGUGACGCCUGCCCGGUGCCCGCUGUGCCUGGUGCUUCUGGACGCCGGCAUUGUGGCCGAGCUGCAGGCUGCCGACCUGAGGAACUUCCGGGCAGUCUUCAUGGCCGUGGUGAUGGGGCAGGGCCAAAGAGUGGCUGAGCUCAUCCUGCAUCAUGCCCGGGCCAGUGAGUGCAAGGAUGUGGAGGGAUUUAAGGCUGAGAUGGCCAGGCUGGUGACCCAGGCCAGGAAGAACAGCAUCACGCUGGAAAAGCUUCAAGUUUCCAUCCUUCUCUCGAAUGUCUUUAAGUUGCUGAUGACUCACAAGGUAAAGCUUGAGAGCAACUUUGCCUCAAUUGUGUUUGCCAUCAUGGUGUUGGAGGGGCUUGGCCGCUCACUGGACCCUAAACUGGACAUUCUGGAGGCAGCAAAGCCCUUCCUUCUGCAAGGACUAGCGACCUCCCGCUGAAUGCAGCAGUGGGUGCUUCAUCUCAACUGGAGGCCCCUCCCAACAGCCUCUCCUGUGGCAGCUUGAACAUUCUAAAAUUGGGAUUGUGGAAGACCUGCCACUGCUUUUCACUCCCAUUUGGUUUCAGGCAUCUGUUUUAAAAGCUUUGGGUUAGUUGGGGAAGUAAAGGGAAAGAAGGUCCUCUCAGUUCAGUUGUGGAAGCUGGGCCUGGUGUCAGGGAGACUGUAUUUCAGGGAAAAUGUUCUCUGAAGGAGGACGAAUAAACUUACUUUGU
Kogia breviceps (pygmy sperm whale) is the source of this 2536-nucleotide messenger RNA. RefSeq names its product aarF domain containing kinase 2 (gene ADCK2). Gene Ontology annotation, cellular component: mitochondrion. The record is from RefSeq and is a predicted model, not a curated record. Lineage: Eukaryota; Metazoa; Chordata; Mammalia; Artiodactyla; Physeteridae.